Molecule: messenger RNA, 1231 nt
Organism: Drosophila sechellia
Lineage: Eukaryota; Metazoa; Arthropoda; Insecta; Diptera; Drosophilidae
Gene: AANATL7
Product: Arylalkylamine N-acetyltransferase-like 7
Exons: 2
Coding region: 473-1159 (228 amino acids)
Molecular function (GO): N-acetyltransferase activity
Source: RefSeq, a predicted model, not a curated record
CGGUCGGCUGCUCCAGCUGCUCCAGUCGCAUUUCGCAUCUGAAAGCGCCCGUAAGUAGGUUACACAUUUUUUCGCCGAGCAAAACAAACAGUCCGCCGUCCAUCUCAUCCGAUCCCAUUGGCCACAGACGAACUGAGUAAGUGGAACUAACUUCCAAAUCCAGCACCGAAAUCGAUUGGCCACAGGUGACACCGCUUUGGUCGCGGUGCCUGGGAUUAGGUGGCCUAAAAAGUCGCGAUUCUCGGAAAGGGGGCGGCAUUCGUUGGGGGUGUGUCAUUAGGCCAACACAAAGCAUAGCGAAAGUGCAGUGGGAGCGAGCGAGAGGCAAGAGGUCGAGAGUUGAAAGGACAACCAGAGAGUUGCGACUAAUUGUGUUAUAGGAAAAGAGUCCCAACACAUUCGACGAGCACCAAGCCCACAUAUCUUCAUUACCAUCCGCAGACGAUUCGGCGAUUGCAGCUGCUGUGACACCAUGGAGUACCAGAUGAUUGCACCGGAGCACAGUGAACAGGUGCUGGAGCACCUGCGCCGCAACUUCUUCGCCGACGAGCCGCUGAACAAGGCGGCCGGCUUGUGCCAGAACGGCAGCAGCUGCCCCGCCCUGGAGGCACACUGUGCCGAGGCCAUACAGCACCGGAUGAGCGUGAUGGCUGUGGACGCGAAGGAGAAGGGUGCCUGCAAAAUAGUCGGCGUCGUCCUCAAUGGCAUCCUGAAGCCGGGCGACACGGCCAAGGCGCUGAGCAAGCUGGACUGCAACGACGACGCAGACUUCCGCAAGAUCUUCGACUUGCUGCACAGGCACAAUCUCAAGCACAAUCUCUUCGAGCACUUCGACGUGGACUGCAUGUUCGACGUGCGCAUCCUAUCGGUGGACUCCUGCUACCGUGGCCAGGGCAUUGCGAAUGAGCUGGUCAAGCGGUCCGUGGCGGUGGCCAGGAAGAAUGGCUUCCGCCUGCUGAAGGCCGACGCCACCGGCAUCUUCUCGCAGAAGAUCUUUCGCUCCCAUGGAUUCGAGGUCUUCUCGGAGCAACCGUACAGCAAGUACACGGAUGAGGAUGGCAAGGUGAUCUUGCCCGUGGAGGCGCCCCACAUCAAGUUGCAGCAGCUCUACAAGGCGAUCUGCGCGGGUGACCAGGAUGAGAAGAAGCAGUCGCUUUAAGGAGUCACCCGGCUGGCUCACAUUUGGAACAAUAAUCUCAUUUAUUUUCUACAUAUACAUACAUGCAUAAUA